Zingiber officinale is the source of this 2059-nucleotide messenger RNA. Its product is annotated as auxin transporter-like protein 2. The transcript has 7 exons. The record is from RefSeq and is a predicted model, not a curated record. NCBI's taxonomy places the organism in Eukaryota, Viridiplantae, Streptophyta, Magnoliopsida, Zingiberales, Zingiberaceae. Bases 265 to 1827 code for a protein of 520 amino acids. Gene Ontology annotation, cellular component: plasma membrane.
UCUCUCUGGGAGUCGCAGCGUUAAAGCUCUGCUAAAGUGAGAAAGGCCAAAACCAAUCUCAUCAAAGCACUGCGCCUUUGUCUCUCCAAAUCUCUCUUUCUUUCUCUUUUUGCUGUAUAUAACCAAGCCCAGCGGCUAUCAACGAGGAGCAAGUAGUAUUUUUUUUUUUCAUUUAUCAAACCAGAAGCAAAGAGAGGCCAGCUCGUUGAUUAGACAUAGAGAUCAUUGCGGGAGUAGUUUCAUCGAAGUGGAUAUAACAGAUCGAUGGGGUCGACUUCAAACGGGAACGAGGACAAGGUGUUGGAGACUGUGAUGGUGGGGAGGUACGUGGAGAUGGAGAGCGAAGGGGAGGAGAAGACCAUCAAAUCCAGGCUCUCCGGCCUCCUCUGGCACGGUGGCUCCGCCUACGACGCCUGGUUCAGUUGUGCCUCAAACCAGGUGGCUCAGGUGCUGCUAACACUGCCUUACUCAUUCUCCCAGCUGGGGAUGCUGAGUGGAAUCUUGUUCCAGCUCUUCUACGGCUUGUUGGGAAGCUGGACUGCUUACCUCAUCAGCAUUCUCUACGUGGAGUACAGAACCAGGAAGGGGAGGGAGAAGGUGGACUUCAGGAACCAUGUCAUUCAGUGGUUUGAAGUACUAGAUGGGCUACUGGGGAAGCACUGGAGAAACGUUGGAUUAGCAUUUAAUUGCACCUUUCUUCUCUUCGGAUCCGUCAUUCAGCUGAUUGCUUGCGCUAGCAACAUAUACUACAUCAAUGACAAGCUAGACAAGAGGACCUGGACCUAUAUCUUCGGUGCUUGCUGUGCCACCACGGUCUUCAUCCCCUCCUUUCACAACUACAGGAUAUGGUCAUUCCUAGGCCUCCUAAUGACCACCUACACAGCCUGGUAUCUCACCAUCGCUUCUCUCCUCCAUGGCCAGGUGGAAGGGGUGAAGCAUUCGGGACCAACCAAGCUGGUUCUCUACUUUACAGGCGCCACCAACAUCCUCUACACCUUCGGUGGGCACGCUGUCACAGUGGAGAUCAUGCAUGCGAUGUGGAAGCCGCAGAAGUUUAAGGCGAUCUACCUGCUGGCGACGCUCUACGUGCUGACGUUGACGCUGCCGUCGGCUGCGAGCGUGUACUGGGCCUUCGGCGACACGCUGCUGAACCACUCCAACGCCUUCUCGUUGCUGCCUCGCACGCCAUUCCGCGACGCCGCCGUGGUGCUCAUGCUCAUCCACCAGUUCAUCACCUUCGGCUUCGCCUGCACCCCGCUCUACUUCGUGUGGGAGAAGCUCAUCGGCCUCCACGAUUGCCGCAGCAUGUGCAAGCGCGCUGCCGCGCGGCUGCCAGUCGUCAUCCCCAUCUGGUUCCUCGCCAUCGUCUUCCCCUUCUUUGGCCCCAUCAACUCUGCCGUCGGUUCUCUUCUCGUCAGCUUCACCGUCUACAUCAUCCCCUCCCUCGCCUACAUGUUCACCUUCCGUUCCGCCGAAGCUCGCGAGAACGCCGUCGAGCGGCCUCCGAGGUUCGCCGGAGGUUGGGUGGGAGCCUACUUGUUAAACAUGUUCGUGGUUGGGUGGGUGUUGGUGGUGGGAUUCGGAUUGGGCGGUUGGGCCAGCAUGACCAACUUCGUCCACCAAAUCAACUCCUUCGGCCUCUUCGCCAAGUGCUACCAAUGCCCCUCGCCGGCGGCGGCUGCUCUUCCCCUGCCCAAUCUCAGUACUCCAACGCCAUUCCUUGGCGGCGCCGCUUACAACGCCACCAAUCCGGUCGUCGCCAUCUCGCCUUCUCCUGCACCUUCCUCCUUCCAUCUCCGCCACCACCAUCACUAUGGUAGCCCGUGACGAGUAGAACAAGUUCUGCUUAGGCUAAUGAAGGCCAUGUCUAUGGCAGCUAUGUGGUAGUACUGUUCCAACAAUUAGCUAUUUCUUUCUUUAUUUCUCUCUUUUUUUUCAUUGAAAAGGAGUGUAAUGAAGAUCUGGUGAUCAUAUGGUUAAUGACUGCUGCAGCUAAUUUGAUCCCCUGUUUUGCCUGGCUUUUGUACAAUGAAACUUGCCUUGCUUUUCAUUGAUCACA